UAACAAAUCAAUUCCUCAAUCUCCUGUCUCUGUCUACCAGAUCUUUCCCCACUCCCACGCCCCCACUCUUAAAACGAUGCUAUGGAAGCUGCUCUCUCGCAACUCUCUCUCUCUCUCUGUCUCCACUCACUAUCUCUCACGCGCUGACAAUGGGUGCAUUCAGCAGUUUAAUCGCGGCUCUGUGAUCACCCAAGCUGUGAUCGGUGAUCGGUCACUAGAUUUCUACCGUACAAAAUGUAGAUCGACUUUUGAGAUUAUUUAGUAAACAUUCAGAAGCAAUUUUAAUCAGAAAACGUAUUCACCGUACUCAUGCCAUAAAUUAGUUUACAGUCUAAUAUUCUCAUUUAUGUGAUUACCAUUAGAAAAUUUCCCAAUCAAAAUAAAGCGAAGAAAGCGCAAUGACAUUUGCUGAGUGGGCUGCCAGAUUUAAUUUGUACAUUCUACAUAAUUUAGCUGCAGCUAUAUUUAGGUGCCUAAAACGAUAUAAAAAGGACAUAAACUAAUUUGUUGUACAACUCUAGUGACACAAGUAUUAGUUGUUAGUCAGUUGACUCAAAUGAGAAUGCUAAUAAUUUGGGAUAAAAACUAUCAAUAGUUAUUGAAUACAAUAAACUUUUAUUCAAAUUGGUUCUUUGAAAUACGGUUGCUAAACAUUUUUCAGUGAGUAAGUCGGAUAUAUAUUUAUAUAUUUUACGAAUCCUCGUAUAUUUGCGACAAUAUGUUCUUUCGAAAACGGUGAUAAAUAAAUCGGACUUCUAAUCGCUAAGUCCCAUUAUAAAUCACGUAUUACUCAUAUCCGAAUUGGCGAGACUCUGCUGAAUGCGCUCGUUUUAUUAAGCCACGCAAUCACGGCCUACGUUUCAAGUCGAACCAGAUCACACAGACACUCGAAAGUACAAACAACACAACGCACAUACGUAUAAAUCACAGGUAUGACGACUGAGUUAACUGCCAAACCUGCUGAAUUAUUGAACAGUGUUGUUUUUGGCGAACAGCACUGACAAUGAAAUUGCAAAUGGUCAUGGAAAUAUUGUAGAGCCCGGCGUCUAAUUGGCUCCAAGAGUUGUACGUUUUUCUUAUCGCGUCUGCUGUUAUUUUGUUUGUUCUUUUUUUUAUUUUUUUCACCGGCGAUAAUAAAUACACGCACCCACCACUCGAGCUGCAAAGAAAUGGAGGUGCCUCUUGGUCGGCGUCUCUGAAAUCCAGGUGUGUGUUUGCAUACGAAUUUUGCCAGUGAAAAUGAAACAACAAGCGCCAGCUGACACCUUCUGUUUUUCGUGCUGCUUUAUCGGCUGGGACUUAUGUCUUAUGUAUUUAUAUUCACAUUUUUUAAGUGGUUACAUUUUGUUUAUUCUGAAGGAAGCACAAGCAAACUGGUUCCAUUUGACAGGCCAAGUUAUUAUUAACAUUAGCCAGAUUCGUAAUUGUUUAUGGCCAAAAAAGGAAGGCACUUUCCAUCUCGAUCGAUUCAGUUGCAUCGACUUGUUUGGAUUCCCUGCGAUCAUGUAGCUGAUCAUAUAUAUAUAAUGAAUUUUAGUUUAAUAUUUUUUUUUUUCAUUUGUAUUGGUUUUCAAUUUCAACAGCAUGAUCCUCGUGCCAUAUGUUUUCCAUAAAAAUGCGAUAAAAGAGAUAGAUAGAGAAAACAAUUUGAGUAUUAUGUUUAUUUGUUUAAUAUUUUUUCGACGAUUCGAAGAAGUUAUUCGAAAACUGCUGCUUGCAACAUAGAACUUGUAUUAAAUGUUUCCAGAAGAAUAGAAAAUAAUUUCUAUUAGGAUGUCCCAUAAAAACUAAGUUGCUGCUGAUUACUUUGUCAACUUUAUCUGUAAAAAAUCAAUUCAGAUGUAUCUCCCACCUUAUUUGGCAUGCAGUUCCUCCUCCUGUUUCUUCUGACCUUCUCAUCCGCGUAUUCACAUGAAGGGAAGAAGGGGCUUCAGAGGAACCUCUACGUAACGGACAAUUAUCACCAGAAUGUGGUGUCCAUACGGACGCGCAAACACAUUCGCCAUUGGGGUGACAAUCACUUCUGUGCCGGCUCCCUCCUCUCCGCCUGGUGGGUCGUCACCUCCGGCUGUUGUGUGAGCACCAGGCCGGAGAGCACACCAAACCAGUCGAGUAAUCGCAAGAAUCUAAGAGUUGUCGUCUUCACGCCCCUGCGAUUGAAAAUGCCAUCUCCCAAGAACAUAUACCACGUUCAGAAGAUUGUGUUGGACGAGUCCACCAUGAGUGGGUGCUCCGAAUUGGCUCUGCUGAAGCUGGAUCGCGGCGUUACUGGCCAAAGGUUUGCCAUGAUGCUGCCGGAAAAGGAGUUGAACAGCACAUGGCUUUGCAACUCUCUAGGAUGGGGCAGGAUUUACUACGACGGACCCUACUCGAGCGAGCUGAUCCAAAUCAGAGCCCAGAUGAUUUCGGAGUAUGACUGCAAGCCUGGUUGCAGCAGUUGCCUGUGCAUGAGUAGCUAUACAGGCAGGGGCAAUAUGUGCCAGCAGGACUUGGGCAGUCCGCUCUUCUGCGAUCACUUCCUGUACGGCGUGGCGCGUCGGGUGCUCACUUGCGAGCACGAGGGCUUCAUGGUGUACACCAAUGUCUACCGAAACCGCAAGUUCAUCGAGGACACAUUGAGUGGCGCACCCUGGCCAAAAAAGUCCUAUGUUUUCGUCUAUUUCUUUGUGCAACUGGUGUUAGCAUCUUUUCCGGUAGUUUCAUCUAAUUGAAUAUGAUAUUUCAAACACGAAAGCGCAGGAUAUUUAAAGGAUUAUACACAGCCGAUCCCAAAACUAAGUCUCUCAGUAUUUUUAAAAUAUCUCAAAUCAAGUACUGACUCAUUCUCUUUAAAUAGUUUCUGACUUCAGUUUAAUAAUGUCAAUAAGCGGUCUUACCACCUACUCAUACUCUUGUUUUUUAGAGCACUGUGUCCGUGAAUUCGAGUGACUUUCCGUCUGUGAACUGAAUCUUGAUUGAAUCUCGAUAGUUGAAGUUCAGGGUCGUGUGUGCGUGUGUUUAAUCACUCGACUUGUCUUCCCCAUUCAUCAGUUGAUGAUCGCUGAUCGAUUGCCAAAAGUAGCAGCAGACACUAGCCAGCCCCCUAGCCCUUCCCACCCGCCCCCGUUCCCCCAUCUCUUCCUCUCAUCCCGUUACUUUUUGUUUUCCUGUAGUUUUGGUUUCGCCUAUUUCGAUUCUUCUACUGUCUGGUAGCUAGCUCUCUUUCCGUUUCUAUUCCUCACCCACUCUCUCUUUAAACGCUUUCAUUGAAAUGGUUGUUUUGUACAGUGCAACUUCACUAACCCGAACUUUUGGUAGUCCAACUGAAUAACUGUAAUUAAAACAAAAAUAAGCUUAACAAUAAAAUGUAGUAUAUUAUUAGAAGCACUUUUUUUAAAUUACAAAAUUAUUCUUCAAAUAGUAUAUAUUUGUUGUAUCUUUUGGUCUAUUUCGUUGUUUUCUUUUAGUUUCGGUAAAUGUAUCUUAUCUGUUUACUUUUUGAAUACUUUUUAGUUUCUUCUGUCGUAUAUAAGUUCGUUGCUUGGGAGGCUUUACUGUCAUAGUUCGAUUGCCAUUAUAGUAGCUGUUGUUGUUUUUUGUGUCA
Molecule: messenger RNA, 3583 nt
Organism: Drosophila sechellia
Lineage: Eukaryota; Metazoa; Arthropoda; Insecta; Diptera; Drosophilidae
Product: trypsin-1
Exons: 2
Coding region: 1863-2711 (282 amino acids)
Biological process (GO): proteolysis
Molecular function (GO): serine-type endopeptidase activity
Source: RefSeq, a predicted model, not a curated record